AUGCCACACUCCGUCACACCAGAGUCUACACCUGCAGAAGAGACAUCGCAGGCCGUCUCGCUCCCUGACACCACCAAGCCCGAAUCAGAGACACCCGAUGUCGCUAUGGAAGACGCCCCAACAGCGGCCGCAGCAGAGGCGGCCAAGGUGAAGCUCGAGGAAUUGUUCGACGAUGCAGACUCCGACCCAGAGUUUCCCUCGAGCGUUCCAGCGCCCACAUCUCAAGAGGACGCAUCACAGCCCGCCCCAAUCAAGAUUACAUCUCAAUCGUCAUUCUCCGACCCAGAUGUGAUGCGGGCUUUUUACCAGCGUCUCUUUCCUUUUCGUCCGCUCUUUCAAUGGCUCAACCAUUCGGCGACUCCGAGCAACGACUUUGCCCAUCGCGAGUUCGCUUUCACGCUGCCCAACGACGCCUACCUACGCUACCAGUCCUUUCCCUCGGCCGAUCUACUGCGAAAGCAAUGCAUAAGCAUGCUGCCCUCACGUUUCGAAAUCGGCCCCAUGUACAGCACCAACCCAAGAGACCGAAAGACGCUGCGAAAAGCCAGCGCUUUCCGACCGCUGAUGAAGGAAUUGGUCUUUGAUAUCGAUAUGACGGAUUAUGACGAUAUCAGAACGUGCUGCACAGGCGCAAACAUUUGUCUCAAGUGCUGGGGGUUCAUUACCAUGGCCAUCAAGACUAUCGACGUUGCUCUGCGAGAAGACUUUGGCUUCAAACACAUACUCUGGGUCUACUCUGGUCGUCGUGGUGCUCACGCCUGGGUCUGCGAUAAGCGCGCACGAGAAAUGGACGACCAGAAACGGCGCUCCGUAGCUAGUUACCUGGAACUCCUCAAAGGCGGCGACCAGGGCGGCAAAAAGGUCCACGCCAAGCGGCCUCUACACCCACACUUGGAGCGCAGCCUGGACAUAUUGAAAGAGCAUUUCCAGACGUCAAUUCUAGCCGAGCAAGAUCCCUGGGCCAGCGACGAAAAGGCAGCCCACCUCCUCAAUCUGCUCCCGGACCCCACCCUCAAAGCCGCCUUGCAGAAGAAAUGGAGCUCGGCGCCCUCGCGGCCCAGCGCCUCCAAAUGGUCCGACAUCAACGCGCUCGCCGAAUCCGGCGCUCUAUCCAAGACACCCAAAGAGCUGCGAGAAGCAAAGCAAGACAUCAUUCUCGAAUACACAUACCCGCGCCUCGACGCCGAAGUAUCCAAGAAACUCAACCAUUUGCUCAAGAGCCCGUUUGUAGUGCACCCGGGCACAGGAAGGGUCUGCGUCCCAAUCGACACACGCAAAGUCGAGGAUUUUGACCCCCUAAGCGUACCCACCGUCACACAGCUGCUGCAGGAAAUCGACGACUGGACGGGCGACGAGUCAGACAAGAAGAUGCAGGACUGGGACAAGACGAGCCUGAAGCCGUACGUGGACUACUUUAGGCGCUUUGUCGCGGCGCUGCUGGACGACGAGAAGCCGGCUCUGAAGCGCGAGAGGGAAGAGGCUGCCGAUGCAAUGGAGUUUUAGCACAAAAUGGUGUUGUCUUGUACACCUUUGUGGAAGAUUUUUCCUUGCAUACUUUUUUUGGGGGAUGCAUUUCAUGCGCAAACCCCCCCGAAUUUCAGACAUCACGCCUCCUUAUCA
This is a messenger RNA of Exserohilum turcica Et28A, 1620 nucleotides long. RefSeq lists its product as uncharacterized. Lineage: Eukaryota; Fungi; Ascomycota; Dothideomycetes; Pleosporales; Pleosporaceae. Bases 1 to 1503 code for a protein of 500 amino acids. Gene Ontology annotation, cellular component: alpha DNA polymerase:primase complex. The transcript has 2 exons. The record is from RefSeq and is a predicted model, not a curated record. Gene Ontology annotation, biological process: DNA replication, synthesis of primer.